GUGUAGUCUGUCUAUCCAUUUUCCUUUAGCUCUUUCUCUGCUGCAGGGCUGUCUUCACGACGUUUUGCGACAGUGCCGUGCGCGAAUACGGCGUCGUUACCGAGUGAAGUGCGUCUCUUUGGAGCAGAUACCGGCUGAGAGAAACGCAGCAACAAGAGAAAGGAAUAUAUUUCGGGCUCGUUUUUCAUCUGGGUUAUCUCCGGGCACCGCGCAUCCCAUCCGGUACAAACAAUUUAACCCAAAAACUCGAUGUGGAAGCUGGGCUGAAAGAAGAAAGGGCCACGCUGGGGACGGCAACUAGCCGAAUUACUAAAUCGAGCUCGUUGAAGUAGCCUAGUUGCCUCCCAAGCGACGCUUUAAAAAACGAAAGGAGGGGAUAUAUAGAGCCCAAACAGUGGUGAAAAUGGACUAUGAUUUUAAAGUGAAGCUGACCGGCGAAAGAGAGCGUGUCGAGGACCUGUUUGAGUACGAAGGAUGCAAAGUGGGACGAGGCACCUACGGACAUGUUUACAAGGCGAAGAGAAAAGAUGGGAAGGAUGAUAAGGACUACGCCCUCAAGCAGAUUGAAGGCACUGGCAUCUCCAUGUCAGCCUGCAGAGAGAUUGCACUGCUGCGGGAGCUGAAGCACCCCAACGUCAUCUCACUGCAGAAAGUGUUCCUGUCACACGCAGACCGUAAAGUAUGGCUGCUGUUUGACUACGCCGAGCAUGAUCUCUGGCACAUUAUUAAGUUCCACAGAGCAUCCAAGGCUAACAAGAAGCCACUUCAGCUGCCCAGAGGAAUGGUCAAGUCUCUGCUCUACCAGAUCCUGGAUGGCAUCCAUUACCUCCACGCCAACUGGGUCCUCCACAGAGACCUUAAACCAGCUAACAUUUUAGUGAUGGGGGAAGGGCCAGAGAGGGGUAGAGUAAAGAUUGCGGACAUGGGGUUUGCCCGUCUCUUCAAUUCACCACUGAAGCCUUUAGCCGAUCUCGACCCUGUCGUGGUCACCUUCUGGUACAGAGCACCUGAACUACUGCUGGGGGCUCGGCACUACACCAAAGCCAUCGACAUCUGGGCGAUUGGCUGCAUCUUCGCGGAGCUGCUGACGUCUGAGCCCAUAUUCCACUGUCGCCAGGAGGACAUCAAGACUAGUAACCCUUACCACCACGACCAACUGGACCGCAUCUUUAACGUCAUGGGCUUCCCUGCUGAUAAAGACUGGGAGGACAUCAAAAAGAUGCCCGAACACUCCACGCUGAUGAAAGACUUUAGAAGGAACACAUACACAAACUGCAGCCUUAUAAAGUACAUGGAAAAACAUAAAGUCAAGCCAGACAGCAAAGCAUUCCACUUGCUGCAGAAGCUGUUGACCAUGGACCCCAUCCGUAGAAUUACGUCUGAACAGGCCAUGCAGGACCCCUACUUUUUGGAGGAGCCCCUGCCCACCUCUGAUGUGUUUGCAGGCUGCCAGAUCCCCUACCCCAAGAGGGAAUUCCUGACAGAGGAGGAGCCGGAGGACAAGGCAGACAAAGUAAGAAAUAAAAACCAGCAGCAGCAACAGGGAAACAACCACACGAAUGGGGCGGGGCACACUGGCAACCCUGACAACAGCCAUGCCCAGGGCCCGCCUCUGAAGAAAGUGCGGGUUGUCCCACCCACCACUACCUCAGGUGGCCUCAUCAUGACCUCAGACUACCAGCGCUCCAAUCCACAUGCUGCCUAUCAGAACCCUGGACCAAGCACAUCACUGCCCCAAAGCAGCAUGGGAUACUCCUCUACCUCCCAACAGCCGCCUCAGUACUCCCACCAAACCCACCGCUACUGAGACCACCCUUUCCACACACACAUACGUACAUACACUUAUACACACAUAUAUAAACGCAUACACAGCCCGCACCAUGACUACCCACCUGAACAAAUGUACUGAGGGAUGUGGGAUGUCCAAGGCAACAAAACAACCCUGCUCUACCCCACAGAGGGCACUUUCUCUGCAGCAGUCUGUUAGGUCAGAAUUACAGCAAUCUACACUUCUUCAAGAUGACACACCCAUAACCCCAGUAUUAAACACACCGCUAGAGAGCAAAACCUGAUGGGUGAAACUCAAGGUGGGAGAAUGAGAAGAAUGGAUACUAUGGUGAAAUCCAACCUGUUUCUGUUACUCAGACGUAAUCAAACCAGCCGUGAGAAGAUGGCUUGGUUUGGGGGGUGACACGUGUUAAUCUGCUGUUAUCUCCUCCCCUUUUUUUUCUCCACCUGUCUCCAAACUCUACCCCAGCCAGUUACCCUCUUCUUGUUGAAGCUUGGAUGAGACUGAAAGCUAUGUGACUGCCAGCAGUGACAGUUUUCCCUGUCCAACUGUCCUCCUGUCUGUCUGUCUGUCUGUCUGUUUAUUUUGUGUGUGCGCCCCUGUGAUGCCUCAGCUGAGGACUGAGCUGCUGUGAAGCAUGCUGGGCAGAUGUGGAGCCCCCACAGCUGUGGCGAUGAGGGUUUUUGUUCAGAAAGGACAAAAAAAAGAUUUUGGUAGUUUAUAAUUUAAUCAGUUUUCAUGGUUUUGUUUUCAUGGCAAGUGUGGGAAAGCAGCUGCUGUAUGCUGUGGGCAAGCCUUAGAACAUGAUGACAAACCAACCAAUCGCAUGGAGGAUGGCAGAUGGAACAUGCAUUGUACUGUAUUGAAAUAUUUUACAUGAAGCAAGUAUCCUGACAAUAAAAGUAAAAACUUUGA
Messenger RNA from Perca flavescens (yellow perch), 2704 nucleotides. It is a transcript of the gene cdk8, whose product is annotated as cyclin dependent kinase 8. Gene Ontology annotation, biological process: protein phosphorylation. Lineage: Eukaryota; Metazoa; Chordata; Actinopteri; Perciformes; Percidae. Gene Ontology annotation, cellular component: nucleus. The transcript is spliced from 13 exons. The record is from RefSeq and is a predicted model, not a curated record. Gene Ontology annotation, molecular function: protein serine/threonine kinase activity; ATP binding. Bases 404 to 1807 code for a protein of 467 amino acids.